Pseudo-nitzschia multistriata is the source of this 1461-nucleotide messenger RNA. NCBI's taxonomy places the organism in Eukaryota, Bacillariophyta, Bacillariophyceae, Bacillariales, Bacillariaceae. The record is from the annotation of a GenBank genome assembly.
CCGAUACCGUACGGUUUGAAAAAAAUUAUGGUGCCGUACCGUAUUCCGGUCAACGAUGAUCGUCCCUGUUGUUAUCGGCGAAGCCAAUUCAUUGAGAGAUUUCACUUCAAAGCGCCAAUGUAUGUCGAGUCGCCUUUAUUGCAUGAAAGUAUUUCGAUUGACUGAGUGAGAUGAAAUUACGCGGCUUUAUCACGCGCAGACGAUGCAUGGGAAAGAACCUUGCCUUCGCCGACGUUCUAGUCGAAGAAUGCGAUGACGAGUCAUCGAUAUUGCUAUCUCCACCCGAGCAACCGCCAGAGAGGAAGAUAGAAGUCAUGUUCCAGCGUGGAACACCAGAAGCUGUUUGGGAUAGCGAGAUCAAACCUACAAACCAUGAAUUUCCAACCAAGAAUUCCGCAUUGCCAUACGGCGCCUUGGUAUUCUUGGAUGUACGGGUUCCAGCCAAGGGGAAAAUCGCGUAUCGCGUAGAGGCAUGGAAGAUCAAAGUAAAUCCGAAAGAAGGCGCAAUUAUGACCGCCAGAGAAGGUCGAUCAGAGGGAGUCUCUUGUUCUAUUUACCUACAGAAAAGGUGCGAAGCUUUCUCCAAAUUCAAUGGCGAAUUUCAUAAGCUCGGUCCAAAGAAGAAAGACGUGAGAAAAUCGAAUCUCGAGGGCGAAAGUCCGUUGGAUAACAGGAAUAAGAUGAAAGCUAGCGAUGUGGCAGAUUUUUCUCAUGGAACGAAUAAGAUGAAAGGAAUGAGAGCCACGAUAUUUGCAACUUGGUUGGUUGAUACCUACGGAAAAGAUAACCUAGCCAGGGGUGGUGGUGUCUUGGACGUUGCCGGUGGAAAGGGUAAGCUGUCCAUACAGCUAGCUCUGCAGGGGAAGAUACAAUCAACAGUAAUAGAUCCCCUAGUUCGUAAGCACGGGAAAAAAUUUGACCCCAUAGGGGCUAGACGAAUUAAAAAAGCCCAAGCACCACACCCGACUUUGUUGUCGAAAGAAUUCAAUCGAACGACAUUUCUAGAGAUUAGCGAACAAGAAGAUCUCGUCAAGAAUUCUAGCAUGUUAGUGGGUUUGCACCCGGAUGAACCUACAGAAGAUAUACUAGAUAUGGCUCUGCAGUACGAAAAAAACGUAGCAAUCGUUCCGUGCUGUGUCUUUCCUUGUUUCUUUCCUCUUCGGCAUUUAUCGGAUGGAAAAUUCGUAAGAACCUAUGAGGAUUUUUUGGAGUACCUUUUGGCAAAAGAUGAUCGGUUGCGGAAACACACUUUACCGUUUCAGGGCAGAAACAUUGUGAUAUAUAUGAACCAAAAUAAGGCCGGUAGCAAUUCAGAAAUUUCCAACCUCAACUCUCUCUCCCAGUGUGUCAAAUGCACACGAAAUGGCCAGAAAGAUGAUGAUUCAUGCGAGCAAUAAUAUAUAAUUUGUUCAUGUUCUUUGGAAUACGUCGAGUAGUAUGUUAUAAAAGUCGUAUCUACAU